Molecule: messenger RNA, 5066 nt
Organism: Anolis carolinensis (green anole)
Lineage: Eukaryota; Metazoa; Chordata; Lepidosauria; Squamata; Anolidae
Gene: foxo4
Product: forkhead box O4
Exons: 3
Coding region: 257-1951 (564 amino acids)
Biological process (GO): regulation of transcription by RNA polymerase II
Cellular component (GO): nucleus
Molecular function (GO): RNA polymerase II cis-regulatory region sequence-specific DNA binding; DNA-binding transcription factor activity, RNA polymerase II-specific
Source: RefSeq, a predicted model, not a curated record
AUGCGCAUGCGCAAUUCCCCGACGUCUCUGGUAAACAGAGCCCCGCUGAGGCAGGCGGCUGAGUUGGCUGGCAGUGAGGGAGAGGCCUAAGCGCUCUUCUGGAGAGCCAGGAAAGGCGGAAGUAGGCCCGGACAGUACCUCGGAGGUGGAGAAAGAAAAGAGAGCUCGGUUUCGUCAUCUUGAGGGUCUUUGGACCGUACCAUUUAUUUUUAGGUUCUCUCAGUGAUGCGUCGCUGAGGGAGAAAGCGGCGCCAAGAUGGCGGAGGCGGCGCGGAACAGCUCCUCGCCGCCGCCGACGACUCCGCCCGCUUUGGACCCGGAGUUUCCCCCUCAAAGCCGGCCGCGCUCCUGCACUUGGCCACUGCCGAGGCCCGAAGCGGCGGCUGGGCCUGAGGCAGAGCCUGGCGGCGGAGCAGGGAGCGGCCUAGGCAGCCCCGAGGAGCCUGGAGUCGCAGCGGCGGCGGGAAUUGGAGGCGGCGGUGGUGGUGGUGGAGGAGGAGGAGGCGUGGGGCCCGCGCCCCGCAAGAGCACCGGGAACAGCAGCAGUGGCGGGGCGCGUCGCAACGCGUGGGGCAGCCAAUCGUACGCCGACCUCAUCAGCCAGGCCAUCGAGAGCGCCCCGGAGAAGCGCCUGACCCUGGCCCAGAUCUACGAGUGGAUGGUCCGCUCCGUGCCCUACUUCCGCGACAAGGGCGACAGCAACAGCUCCGCCGGCUGGAAGAAUUCCAUCCGACACAACCUCUCCCUGCACAGUAAGUUCAUGAAAGUGCACAAUGAGGCCACUGGGAAGAGCUCUUGGUGGAUGCUCAAUCCAGAAGGGGGUAAGAGUGGGAAGGCUCCACGGAGGAGAGCGGCCUCUAUGGACAACAGCAGCAAACUGGCCAAAGUCCGAGGCAAAGCCUCUAAGAAGAAGGCGGCAACCAUGCAGGUGGCCCCGGAGCCUACUGCUGACAGCCCAGGCUCCCAGUACCCACCCAAGUGGCCCGGCAGCCCUUCUUCCCGCAGCAAUGAGGACUCUGACGUGUGGACCAGCAUCCGCCCUCGGACCAGCUCCAAUGCCAGCAACAUCAGUGUGCGGCUCUCUCCCAUCCUGACCGAGCAGGAUGACCUGGCCGAUGAAGAGAUAUUGCCUUCCCUGGUCUACUCCAGUGCCUCCAACAACGUCCCUCCCACGGUGACAGAGGAGCUAGAACUCAUUGACGGCCUGAACCUGAUGUCACCCAGCUCAUCCCUAUUGCCAGGCCAGCAGCCGGCUUCCAGUAGCCUGGCCCAGAGGAGCACCAGCUUCCCUUUGCGGGCCCAGAACUCAGCCACACAGGCCUCGCCCUUCAGUAGCUCCCUCUUUGGUCCCAUUGAUGUCCCUCUGCAUGGCUCUGCUGGUCACUUCUCAGGCCCACAGACCCUGGAGGCUCUCCUGACAUCCAACUCUCCACCACCCAGCGAUGUGAUGAUGACACAGGUGGAUCCCAUCCUGCCACAGAGUGGAAACAGGCUGAGCAGCCACACCUUUCUGCUUCUGGGAGAGCAGUCCUCUAAAUCCAAGAUGGGUCUGGCUAACCCUCUCAGAAAGUCUUUGGAGCAGCAACAGCAACAUCUGGAGUCGGCAAAUGCUACAACUUUGCCCUCCCCCUUCACCAUGGCAGCCACUCCUCCGAAUGUGGCCAGCUUGUCAACCUUGAAGGCAGGGGGCUCUGGGCAGGUGGCUCAGUUGGGCACUCAGCUCUCUCUUCCUUCUGCUACAUUUGUCCCUUUUGGCAGCAACCAGGACAGGCUGCCCAAUGACUUGGACGUUGACAUGUACAUGGAGAACCUCGAAUGUGACGUGGAUUACAUCAUCAGCACCGAUCUCAUGGAUGGAGAAGGACUGGACUUCAAUUUUGAACCCAUUCCAUCUGCUCCCAGCUACCCCAGCACAUCGCAGGCCUCCAGCCACACUUGGGUACCCAGUUAACUUCGGAAUGACAAAGUGCCCUUUUGGUUCUGGAGCUUCCGCACCCCCCAGAAGAAGAAGAGUCUGGAAUGCAAGGAGCACUCACCUGGCAGCUGUCCUACUGCUCUGCAAGCCGGCUAGGAGCAAUGGGGCAAGCUGUGGGAGGAGGAGAGUGAUUCUGUCAAGUGCCACGUCUUUUCUGGUGUCGACUGUCAGCCCCAUAGGAGUCUGAACCGAGCUCCAUCCAUGGCCAAAAACCCACCCUGCCCCAUGAAAGCAUCAUCCAAAUUGGAUGAGGUUUGGACCCAGCUGUGAGGGUCAGAGAGGAGGUUGCUUGAAGAGGUACCUCUCCAUCUCCUCCCUCCAGCCAAAUUUCUGCCUCAGCUGUCCUUUUCAGGCCUUGGUGGGAAGGUGGUCUGCAAGCAACAUGACCACCUAAGUUCAGACGCCCCUUUUGUUGUGUUCCUUGGGCCAGGUCCUUCUCUGAUAGGAGGAGGAUGAGAGAGGGAAAGAAAGAGAGCAAGAGAAGGAAAAUCCUUCUCUUUGCACAGUGGCCAUGCAGGUGGGUGGACGGAGGGAAGGAGAAAGGCACCGCCCAGCUCCCUUCUGACCGUUUCAGCCAAGCAGCCGCUCCUGGGAGCCGAAGGUGGGCUCGGCUCGGCCUGGCCUGGCAAGGGCUUCAUCUAUGCUAAGCACUUCUCUGGAACUGGCUUCCCUAAAACAGGUGCUAUCAAAAGAAGAGGAAGAAGAAGAAGAGAAAGCUGUCACUGAGAAACCAAAACAACUUCUCUUUGGGUUUGUUCCUGGGCUGUUGAGCCGCAGCAGAGGAAUGGAAAACCUAGAUCUGGCCUUAACCAGAACCCUGAGUGGAGUUCAUGUUAUAUUUUUCCUUCUUUUAUUUUCUUUUUUUCUAAUCCAGAAGGGCAUUUUCUACAGAGGAACUAUUUUGGAGCUUUUUAAAAACAAACAAAUCACACACACAACCAAUUAACCCUAAUCCAGGCAGAGGAUGGAGCUUUCGGUGGUAGCCUCAGUAAACCAUUGUGAAGCGCCUCCAUGCCGAGUGCCUUUCCCUCCCUCAGACAGCAUUGGCAGAGGUGGCAAGAAACGGCAUUGAGAAGACCAGCGUGGCAGCAACGUUGCCUUGGGUGCCGUGGCUGGGAGUCGGGUUUGAAGCGUAGGGCACCAAGCCAGCCUUGUUCUUUGGAACUGGGGCAGAGGAGGGAGUUGUACAUUAUAGAACAUUACCUGUAAAGCUAGCAGCAGAUUAACUAGCAGCUUUUGUAAACCGGAGAAGGGAGGGAGGGAGGGAGGGAAGGAAGGGCGGGGAGAGAAACUAUUUUAACAAGAGGAUCCUACAGACUUUGUUGGCUAAAUGUGCAUUUUGUUUUAUUGCAGCUUUAUUCUCUUUUUUCAUACCAGACAGAACACUAAAGCACAUGAAGCUGGUAUGAGGUCUGAAGAGGAUUAAGGGAAAGCUUCUUGGGUGGGUAGGUAGACAUGGAGGGCUUUGGGGCAUGGAGGGGGGAGGUCUCCUAGCAGCCUUGAGCUAGCGGGGCAUGACGGGUCCUGUAAGCCUGGGGCUUUGGUGGGUCACAGCUGCGGCUUUGGAACCCUUGACCUCUUUGUCCAGAACACCAUCGGAGGGAGGGCUCAGCAGUCACAGCAGCUUGUGUGUGUUUGUGUGGGAUCGUCGCUAGAGCUGCUACAAGCCGGCAGCUGUUGCUGAGACUGGAAGGCAAAGCCCGGAGAGAACAUCAAGAGAGGCCUUGGUGCUCAUUGUAGCGUGCUCUCCAGAAAGCGUCUUGGAUGCCCAGGAAUCUGUUGCCAUUCUGUGUCCAGCAUAGAAAUAGAGAAUACAGGAUACUGUUCCACCUUUAAGCCGCUCCACAAGAUGCCAGGAAUCUGCCGGGCCUAUUUUGUUUUGCCCUGGCUAGGCCUGUAUUUGUGUUAGGGAUGUUUCGGCCCUCUGAGAUGAAAUAGAGUUCUGGGUAGUAAGGAAAUUAUGGCCAUGUGUCUCAUCUCAAAUUAUAUAAUUUCUAAAAAGGGCCUCUGCAGUCACCUUGCAAGCCUGAAGUGCAGAAGGUGUCUGAACAUGUAGGAUGAGCAUUAAGGCUAUUUCGUGGAGCGGAGGAAGAAACAAAGUUGACAUGACAUUUAAUGCAAAGAUGGAGCUGGAUUUCUAAAGGAGGCGCAGACACAGCCUGUCACUCAAGCUUGGUCAGUCUGUAGGGACUACCACUACUCCUUUGGUUUCCACACAGUUGUAUUUUGUAGGGGUUUGAAAUCUGCAUAGCGUUGUGCAUUCAAAGCACAACCAGCUACACCUUAAGGACUGCCUGUGGUGUAAAUGGCCAAUUGUGCUUAUAGUACAGGAAAGACGAACUGUUCUUUCAUUUGCGAUUUCCAAGGAGUGUAGCUGUGUUAGUCUUGCAACAAAAACCAAAAAGAGCCUUGCUGCAUCGUAAAGACUAGUGAGAGUUGUAUCUGCAGCAGGUCAGACUAAAUGGCCCUUGUGGUCCCUUCCAACUCUGAUUCUGUAUUUGGAUGCAUCUGAUGAAGAUGCUGGCAGAUGAUAUAUGCUUCUGUUGCAUCAAACUUGCCUUUCUUUAAGGAAUGAUACUGAUCUUUCUUAAGUGAACUUAAUUUGGUCUCUUGGCUUUCAUUCCCUUCCCAUUGGCUUGGGGGCUUCCCUGAAUGCAAAGAGGAGGGGGGCAGUCUGUCUAGAUAUUAAUGAUGAACUAAGAGGGAUAAAGAUAGCCCAGGGUCUGGGUAUGCUAGCAAACAAGUGUGUUUGUGGAGCAGCAGGGAGUUAAUAUUCUACUGGAUUAUCCCCCUGAAACUGGGAGCCUUUAGCUCAGGAGAGAGUUCUAGUGGGUCUUGAAGUAGUAGAAGCGGUGCAGCAUUUCUCUUGUGGUCCAUCUGCCUUGUCCUGGUACGGAGAGCUGGGUGAAACAGACAUGAUUUUUCUUUAUUGGAUGGUCUCAUGCACUCCCCCCCCCCCUCGAAAUAGCAGCAGCAUCUCUGCUCUCCCUUCCUGGGCUUUCCCUGUGUCUCCCUCAAGAAGGAGAGAAGGCGCCUGUGUGGAAUGUGCUGAAAGGCAAAAUGUGACAAAUAAAAUCUCUGUAAUCUUUUA